CUCCGACCCGACUGCGACCACACCUCUGAACCGACAUACAUACAUACACAACCAUCGCUGCAGGCAGCUACCUUCUCUACACCAAAGAAAAGAAUCAUAAUAAUUUAAAUUGCAACCAUGGUCCAAGGAUCCCUUAAGAAGAAGCCCGCGGGCAACAGUGGGAAUCUUGUGAAGCGUCCCUCAGCCCUCGGCCCCAAGCGCGGACCGAGACAAAUCGCACCUAAGAAGACGACGUUGGUUAAGCAGCAGAAGUUGACUAAGAAACUCACGGCGGGAUUGGUGGCCCGGACGGAGAAGAAUCUUGCAGAGAAGGCGGGACAUUUGGAGUUGUUGGCGGGAGGAAAGAAGGAUAAGAAGAAGGAUACUAAGGGGAAUGUGAAGAAAUAGAGAGGGUAUAUAUAAUCAACUUUCAGCUUGAGUGGAGG
Messenger RNA from Aspergillus neoniger CBS 115656, 425 nucleotides. Its product is annotated as DUF2462 domain-containing protein. The coding region runs from base 118 to 387 and encodes 89 amino acids. The record is from RefSeq and is a predicted model, not a curated record. NCBI's taxonomy places the organism in Eukaryota, Fungi, Ascomycota, Eurotiomycetes, Eurotiales, Aspergillaceae. The transcript has 3 exons.